Cryptomeria japonica (Japanese cedar) is the source of this 695-nucleotide messenger RNA. Its product is annotated as protein GLUTAMINE DUMPER 3. NCBI's taxonomy places the organism in Eukaryota, Viridiplantae, Streptophyta, Pinopsida, Cupressales, Cupressaceae. The transcript has a single exon. The coding region runs from base 148 to 570 and encodes 140 amino acids. Gene Ontology annotation, biological process: regulation of amino acid export. The record is from RefSeq and is a predicted model, not a curated record.
UAAAAUCGUCUGUAACACAGCCCAUAGAAUUUGCUCCUAUUUAGACGAAUUCCAAACCUCCUAAUGUUAUUGGGCUCUACAAUUUGCUCUUAUUCAGACGAAUUGCAAAGCUCCUAAUGUUAUUGGGCUCAUUCAUUCAGUUGAAAUAUGAGCUCAGUUUUCCGUUCCUUGUUGGUGGCAGAAACUCAUGCUAGAAUUCUGUUUACAGACGUAAGGCACCAUUCCCCUGCUCCAGCGUAUGGACAGGAGUCUCAUGCUGGAUGGCGCUCUGCCGCCAUGUAUUUAUUCGUUGGAGUGGCGGCUAUGUUGGCCCUCAUUGGCUUUGCUUCGCUCGUUCUAGUCUGUACUUGGUGUAAGCUUGCCACUGGGAGUCUGGGCCAAAAUGCCCGAGUUCCUGACCCGGAAUCCAUGCAUUCUGGCCCUUUAAAGCCCCAGAUGACUUGCUCCCAAGAUGAUAAGCAGGAAGACAAAGUUCUUGUGAUUAUGCCUGGUCAGCAUGAACCCACUUUUCUGGCCACACAGCUGUCUUCUUCUGCAACUCAGGAUACCACAGAAAAGGGGGAUUUGUAAUGGUACCCAGGAGCUUGUAGGACUGCUGCUUCUUCUUUUUUCUUUGUAAUUGCUGCAAAAUUCAAGAUCAAUUUUGUAUAGAAAUGACGUUGUGAGAGAAAUAGAAACUGUGGGUUGUUUCUGCA